AUGGCCGAGAAAAAGAAUCUGGCUCCGACGGAGAAAAAAGAGAAACCUCACGAAGAAGGGCUGUUGGAGAAAAGAAUCGUGAACUCGAAUUCCAAUAGAUUGUACUCUGGAAAGAUUUCUAUUGAGCAUCAACACCACCGUGGCAAUGUUCCUCAGCCACUCAGUCAACUUCGGGUACCAGCGAAUUGUUGUUCGUCAACCUCACUGCUAAGACCGUAUGGCUCGACAUCAGAUUCUACCCGAUUUUUAUCUUCUCAGAGUUCAGUUACGCGUGAGUUCUCGGUGAGGUCGCUGCAUGAGAUUCAAUACUUGAACACUAAUAGGUUAAUGGGACAGAAAAAAUCCUCAGCGGAGGACAAAAGCAUGAAAGUGUGUAAUAAGAAAGAGGUUUCUAAAAUCAUAGAGCAAAACUGCAGCAAAAGCACAACCACAACUGUUACAAUCAGUAAGAACUCAAAAAUGCCCUAUACAAAUGCAAAGGAGAAUUCGAAAACAUCCGAUAACACGAAGCUCGAUUACAUCCACGUCCAUGCCCGUCGCAGUCAGGCCACCGAUAGCCACAGUUUGGCCGAAAGAGUAUGAAUUCAUUUUUAAUUUACAUUAAGAAAGUAUGAUUGCUCCCAACCCGUUUAACCACGUCUAACCGUUAGAUUGUUCCACAUAAGAAUAUGUUUUUUUUAGAGAAGUUUACAGUGGUACUUAAUAACUACUCUUGAAUUUUGGGAAGUUUGUUUUUGUUUUGCAUUUGUGAGUAGUGCCUUUGAGAUUUUGUUGCGGUUGUUUAAUUAGUCUUGAGCUUCCAUGGGCGGUUUUUGUAAUUGUUCCUAAGUUUCGUGUUGUUUCGGAUCAUUUGUCGAGCAUUUUUUGCUUAUGAGCAAAGGUUUUGUAUUGUGAUGGUAGAUAAGAAGGGAGAAAAUAAGUGAAAAAAUGAAGUUCUUGCAAGAUUUGGUCCAGGGUGCAACCAAAUAACUGGAAAAGUAGGAAUGCUAGAUGAGAUAAUCAAC
Molecule: messenger RNA, 1004 nt
Organism: Striga asiatica
Lineage: Eukaryota; Viridiplantae; Streptophyta; Magnoliopsida; Lamiales; Orobanchaceae
Source: the annotation of a GenBank genome assembly